GUGGGCUGUACUAGUGGAUUUUUUCGGAGGGGGUAAACACACACACACACAUAUCUCGCUUUAAAAUGCAAAAUAAUAAACAUGUAGCAGUCUCGACAGGUUUGAUACAUGCCAUAACACAGAUGUUGCGCAAGAGGGAUCGACUGAUCUAAAAGGUUAUGGAUUCAAACCUUCCUCGUUUGAUCGUCUUCAUCUUGAUUGGCUGUGUCAAAUGCUCUCCUGAUAACCACCAGCACAAUGGCACCCGCCACUAUGAUUACUGUGUGCUCGGAGCUGGGCCUUCAGGACUGCAGAUGGGAUAUUUCCUCUCCAAGGCUAAAAGAGACUACAUCAUCUUAGAGAGGAACUCUGUGCCGGGCAGCUUCUUUAACAAGUAUCCCAGGCACAGGAAGCUCAUUAGUAUUAAUAAGAUCUACACAGGAAGGCACAACCGAGAGUUCAACAUGCGCCAUGACUGGAACUCGCUGCUGAGCAAUAAACCCGACCUCCUGAUGAGAAGACUGAGCAGAGAGUUUUUCCCAUCAGCUGAUACCUUCCCAGAAUAUCUGUCCAUGUAUGAGAAGGAGCUCGGGCUGAGGGUCCAGUAUGGUGUGGACAUCGGAAGGAUCAGGGCAGUGGAGUCGGCCACGGGCAGGAACUACAUCCUGACUGAUCAACAUGCGUCACACUACAAAUGCAGCGUCCUUCUGGUAGCCACAGGUUUGUGGGUUCCUCAGAAGGUAGAGUUCGUCGGUUCUGACCUGGUUGAAGGCUAUGAGUCCAUCUCCACUAAUCCUGAGGACUACAAGGACCAGGCCGUACUUAUUCUGGGAAAGGGCAACUCGGCUUUUGAAACAGCCCAGAGCAUCUUGGGAAGAGCAAGUCGGGUGCACAUGCUCAGCUCGAGUCCUGUUCGACUGGCUUGGCAAACACAUUAUGUUGGAGAUCUCAGAGCUGUGAAUAAUGAGCUAUUAGACACUUAUCAGCUGAAGUCUCUUGAUGGGUUGGCGGAAGCACGCUUGGAAAAAAUAGCUAUCUCUCAACGAAAGGAGAAAGGAAGGAGGAGAUCAGGCGCAAAGAAUAAUGAGAAGGGACAAUUGUACCUGACUUUAAGGAAGUACGUGCAACACCAGGAAGAGAAGAACAGCUCUGAUGUGACAGAAGAAGAAAUGGCAGGUCAUCACAUCGACAACUUCUCUAUGCGAAAGCCCUACGACAGAGUGAUUCGGUGUCUUGGAUUCCGAUUCAACUUCAGCGUAUUUGACAGCUCUGCCUGCCCAAUGAACAGUGACAAUGCAAAAGGGAGGUUGCCGGCUGUGUCAGCCGUGUAUGAAGGGAAGAACAACCCUGGCUUGUUUGUGCUGGGAACCGCUGCUCACUCCCGAGACUACCGCUCAUCUGCUGGCGGCUUUGUCCAUGGUUUCCGUUACACAGUGCGAGCUGUACAUCGUGUACUUGAACAGCGUUACCAUAGUAACCGGUGGCAAUCGACAACACUAUUGACAACGCAGCUGCAGUCCUGGAUUCUGAAGCGGAUCGGCGAGGCCUCUGGGCCAUACCAAAUGUUUGAAGUGCUUGGCGAUGUUAUACUUCUUCGAGGCUCUCACUGUGAAUACGUUGAAGAGUUUACACUCCAGGCCUUGCCUCAGUUCUCCUCUGUCUCGGGCCAUGAGGUCUCCAACCAGGGACUGAUAGUUCUAGUCAUGCAGUACGGGAAGCAGAAGAUAGACUAUCUGGGGCGGAACAGGGCUGAAACAGACUGGACCAAAGCUUAUAAAUCCAACUUUCUGCACCCUGUUUUAUACUACUAUGAUAAACUUCCUACCGAGGAAGAAAUGAAGCUCCGUCCUCAUGGCUGGCCGUUACCAAGGCCCAAGGCAAUCCACCACAUGGUUGAGGACUUCCUUGCAGAAUGGGAUACUCCCAUAUCUCACAUCCAGCCACUGCGACGCUUCCUGGAGCACUGUGUCCAGACUGACCUCAGGGCCUUCUAUGCAGAAACAUGUUUCCGCUCAUCCCUUACCCAUCGCAAGCCGCCACUGUUUUGUCAGCAAGGAUACUUGAAGCAGCAGGGUGUCGCUCACGACAGUCAGCUGAGGCAGCACGUUCAUAACGCUGGACUGAUGGCUACUGAGCAAGAUGCAGAAACAUUAGGGACUGAACCCGCAUUCCCCAACUACCUGGCACAAGCUGGAGCCUCCAUGUCUUCAGGACUGAAACUUGACUUCUGAUUGUUUUACUCAAGCGUGUUAAAGCUACGCCUAAGAUUCUGUUUAAAGGGCGGGUCCAAUAUUUGUAUUAUUAUUAUUUUUAGGUUUUUAUAUAAUUCUUCUUCACAUAGGUGUUGCUUAUAUAUUCAAAGCUGAAAAUUCUAAUUUUGGUUGAAU
Sebastes umbrosus (honeycomb rockfish) is the source of this 2366-nucleotide messenger RNA. Its product is annotated as FAD-dependent oxidoreductase domain-containing protein 2-like. The transcript is spliced from 10 exons. The record is from RefSeq and is a predicted model, not a curated record. The coding region runs from base 159 to 2210 and encodes 683 amino acids. NCBI's taxonomy places the organism in Eukaryota, Metazoa, Chordata, Actinopteri, Perciformes, Sebastidae. Gene Ontology annotation, molecular function: monooxygenase activity; flavin adenine dinucleotide binding.